AUGGCAUUCAAUAUCAGAUACAACACCUGCUUUGGCCUCGAACGAGCACCUAUCCGGAAGCCAAAGUUGGCCUUGAUACUCUCCACCAGUAGUGUUCUCUUUCUCUUCGCAGCCUACCAAUCCUAUCUCUCAGCAAUUCAGCACAAAAGUGCACUUGACCUACAACCUUCGAUAACGCCAACAAGCUCAGCAUGCGAGAUAUGGCCAGGCUGGCGCACUGCUACACCAGACAAUAUCCAGGCUGACGAUUCAGCAUUGUCCUCGCUACGCCUAGGUACUGCUGAGGUCAUGUCUGAAGAUCCAGAUUUAGGCUGCACACCUGCGAAGGAGCGUCUUGGGUUAUUCGGCCACUCAAGCGGUGAUAGCCAACUCAGUCGUCCACCGUGGCGGACAGUGCGAUGGGGUCUACUCCAAAGCGAUUGCGCGAACAAAAAUUAUGGCUUGAAGAGCGCCGAUCCAGCUAUACCGUAUCGGAAACUGGCGCGAUUCUCUGGUCAAGCCGAUGACGAAGGUCAGUGGUCGACGCCAGAAGACCGCUCAACAGGCCGGACUGCUAUAGUGGUACGCACUUGGGACGCGUACCAGUAUUCAGACAACCAGCUCGCUUGGAUGCGAGCAAUGAUAACGGAACUUUCUCUGGAUACCGGCGGUCGAUUCCAAGUCUUUAUGCUCGUAAAUGUCAAAGACAACUCGCUCGAUCUAUUUGACAACCGCACUUAUACGCAGCUCUUGGAGAAGAGUGUGCCUGAGGAGUUCCGCGACGUGGCUUUCCUGUACAAUGAAGCAAUUCUUCGUGAGUGGUAUCCUAAGGUUGGUGAAUACGGAGCCCAAGACCAGAUGUACCAGGCUUUGCAGAUAUUCAGCCACUCGUUCCCGGAAUUCGAUUUUGUGUGGCAAUUAGAGAUGGAUGCAAGGUUCACAAGCCAUGUCGCAAAGAUGCUCACGAACGCUGGUAGUUGGGCUAAACGUCAACCACGAAAGAACCUCUGGGAGCGAAACGGCCGUUGGUUCAUCCCAGCUUUGUGGAAAGACUAUGCUUCGUUUUCUGCGCAUGUAGACGAAGAAUUUGGCGACCAGGGUAUUUGGGGUCCUCAUCCGUACGCCCAAUUCUACCUCGAUCCGCAAGGUCCCCAACCACCCACUAGAAGAGACGAUGUCUGGGGCGUAGGAGAAGAAGCUGAACUAAUCACCCUGUCACCACUCAUUGAUCCUGUCAACACAAAAUGGACAUACGAAUCCACCAUUCACGGAUUCGAACCUGCACUAAACCUGCCCCGUCGUAUGGCCAUCGUGAGCAUGACGCGCACAUCUCGCCGCCUUCUUCGCCUGAUCUCCUACGAACAACGGAAGUCGGGCUCCUGGGUUGUCAGUGAAUCAACGCCCGAGACUUGGUCUCUAUUGCAUGGCCUGAAAGCAGUCUACGUACCUCAUCUGGUAGCUUUCAAUCUCGAUACCAACACCGAAACGCCAGAAGAACAAGGAAGGGAGCUGGACCAUAUGAUUCACAAAGGACCAGCUUGGAAUUCUGCUGGCGGUGAGCAUGCGGGAUUGUUGUGGUGUCCUGAUGUAGGGCUGCCAGAGCAGAGAUGGUUGAAUGCCAGUUAUUUCUAUUGGGCGGGUGACGCGCCGAGGCUGUGGUGGGCGUAUACCAACGGGAGUUGUACCUACUCGCUGGUAUUGCAUCCUGUCAAGGCGGAUUAA
Molecule: messenger RNA, 1701 nt
Organism: Aureobasidium uvarum
Lineage: Eukaryota; Fungi; Ascomycota; Dothideomycetes; Dothideales; Saccotheciaceae
Source: the annotation of a GenBank genome assembly